GUUUCCUUAAAUAGGCUCACUGUUUCUUCACUUCUUCCUAGUCUCUAUUAAGAUAUAAAAGAUAUAAGAAGUCGCUGCAGAGUAGCAAUUUUAUAAAUGAACAAUUCUUAAAAGAGAAGAUUUAGCAGUAUUUUUAAACCAUUUACUCAUUUUAUAAUUUUUAAUUUUUCUAAUUAAACAUGUGGUAUAUUACUGAAGUUAUGGCKUUAACAGCAUUUGUAAUUAUAUUAUUCUACGUUAUUAAAUAUUUAAAAAAUAAAUUUCGGGAAAUUAAUAUGGURAAAMAUUGUUCUGGACCUAAAGCUUAUCCUUUGAUCGGAAAUGCAUCUAUGUUUCUCGGUGAUUUGAAAGAUAUAUCUUAUACAWUAAAGAAAUCACUUGAAACAUAUUCAUCGCCUUGUCGAUUUUGGAUAGGCCCAAAAUUAGUCUUAAUGUUUGAUGAUCCCGAAGAUAUUAARAUUAUAUCAGACAAUCCGUAUGAUUUUCAAAAGAGUCAGUUAUAUGACUUUAUGAAAUCUUAUAUGGGAAAUGGGUUGAUUACUGCGCAAGCGACAWUAUGGAACAUUCAUCGAAAGAUGUUAGGUCCAGUAUUCAAACGAAACAUGUUAUCAACCUAUGUGGCCGGAAUAAUUAAAAAUUCAAAUACACUAGCAACUAUUUUAGAAGCUUAUAAUGGCGAAAACAUARAUAUCGAGAAAAAUCUAAUGCUGUGUACACUUAAUAUAAUAUAUGGUAAGAUGUGAGACUUUUAAAAAGCUUGAAAAACCGUCGUAUUAAAAUUGAUUAAAAAUUGAUUUUGUUUGUUUG
Messenger RNA from Polistes dominula (European paper wasp), 807 nucleotides. Its product is annotated as cytochrome P450 4C1-like. Gene Ontology annotation, molecular function: oxidoreductase activity, acting on paired donors, with incorporation or reduction of molecular oxygen; heme binding; monooxygenase activity. Lineage: Eukaryota; Metazoa; Arthropoda; Insecta; Hymenoptera; Vespidae. The record is from RefSeq and is a predicted model, not a curated record.